AUGAGUCCCGAACAAGCCCAACCUGUGACAAGAACAGUCACCUAUGGCAGAUCUCAUGCCCUUCAAACUAUAUCUGUCACACCACUAAACACAAACCAAGAUGGACACUGGGUGAUCUAUAUUCACGGUGGCGCAUGGCGAGACCCAACGGUCACUUCAUCUGCCUUCGAUAACGCCGCAACGAUCCUCCGAAACUCCCCAGACCUUCUAAUCUCCGGCAUCGCGUCAAUCUCCUAUCGGCUAAGCGCACAUCCAGACCAUCCUCAAGAUCCUGCAAGCACCCCAUCAAAUGAAUAUCGCAAUGCGAAACAUCCAGAUCACAUACGCGACGUCGAAGCAGCCCUCGCCUUUUUGCAAAACACUUAUGCUUUUGGACCCCGCUAUAUCCUUGUCGGACACAGUUGUGGCGCAACGCUAGCCUUUCAGGCUGUCAUGGGCGCUGUAGCGAACCACCGCGAACAAUCUUUCAACGGCGGGGCGGAUGAUGACGGUGUAGGUGCAGAGCGGGUCUCGAUGUCUCCAGGCCCGCUGCCGCCGAAGCUGUCGGCGCAUCCGAUGGCAAUAGUUGGUGUCGCAGGUAUAUAUGAUUUGAGGAGACUACAAGAUACGCACCGGGAUAUUGGAGCUUAUAGGGAAUUCAUUGAAGGAGCGUUCGACAAUGAUGUGAUGCUUUGGGAUGGGGUAUCGCCGGCGCAAAUGGUUGGAUCGCGUGGUGUGGAAGGUGGUUGGAAGACCGGACGAUUGGUUGUUUUGGCGCAUUCCAAAGAUGACGAGCUUGUGGAUGAGGGACAAGUGGAGGAAAUGCGGGAGGCAUUGAGAGGAUGGGAAGCAGGGCAAGCUCAGAUUCCGGUGCGAGAGCUGUCCAGUCGCGAUAGACGGGUCGAGGUGCUAUCCAUUGAGGGUGCGCACGAUGAAGCGUGGAUCAAUGGAGAAGGACUGGCGCGAGCAGUCAAGUUCGCCUUUGUUGAGCUGCAAAAGAUGGGGCUGGCGCCUGAGCCCGAGGUCUUGGGCGGGCCUAGCACCAUGUAG
Messenger RNA from Penicillium longicatenatum, 1029 nucleotides. RefSeq names its product arylformamidase. NCBI's taxonomy places the organism in Eukaryota, Fungi, Ascomycota, Eurotiomycetes, Eurotiales, Aspergillaceae. The record is from RefSeq and is a predicted model, not a curated record. The coding region runs from base 1 to 1029 and encodes 342 amino acids. The transcript has 2 exons. Gene Ontology annotation, molecular function: arylformamidase activity.